CACUCUUCACGUCCUCCCUAUUUCUCUCUCCACAUUUCUCUGUCAGUCAGAUCCAUGGCGGCUUUCGCAGGAACAUUUGUCUCUGUGCAGCCUCGUCCUCGUUUGCUCCGCCAAAGCCUUGCAACAACCAGUAUCUCCAGUCUGAAAUCACUUUCGUUUUCUAAUCGAGGGGGAAGGCUUACAUCACAGCAUCUGCCACUGCGCUUAAGGGUUUCUUGUGCUGCGAAACCAGAGACAGUGGAGAAGGUGUGUGCCAUUGUCAAGAAACAGCUUGCAUUACCAGAGGACUCUGCAAUUACUGGUGAAUCAAAAUUUGCAGCGCUUGGAGCUGAUUCUCUUGAUACGGUGGAGAUCGUGAUGGGACUAGAGGAGGAAUUUGGUAUCAAUGUGGAAGAGGAGAGUGCCCAGAGCAUUGCAACUGUUCAGGAUGCUGCAGAUCUUAUUGAGAAGCUCAUUGAGAAGAAGGAUGCUUAGAAGAAACAGAGAAAUCCAGAGCUGGAGGUUUUUAAACCUUACCUGGCAUCUCUUAGUAGCCUUCUGCAUGUGGAAUCUCUAGCAUUCCUGUUACAAACUUACAUCUUUUUGUGUGUUGCUCUUCAGUACUUUUUAAGUUAUGCCUGGAUUUUCGGUUUCAUUAUAGCCAGAGCUUAGCAUGAUAGAGUGUCUUUGGUUAGGGUAUUCAUUUUAGUAAACAAAGCAUUGCCAGAUUCAGUUCAAUAUGAAUGGUGCGAUCUGCAACAUUUUGAACAUUCUUCGUUCAAGCUAUUUCCUGCAAUUUUAUUUACC
Molecule: messenger RNA, 786 nt
Organism: Vitis riparia (riverbank grape)
Lineage: Eukaryota; Viridiplantae; Streptophyta; Magnoliopsida; Vitales; Vitaceae
Product: acyl carrier protein 1, chloroplastic-like
Exons: 4
Coding region: 55-474 (139 amino acids)
Biological process (GO): fatty acid biosynthetic process
Molecular function (GO): acyl carrier activity; phosphopantetheine binding
Source: RefSeq, a predicted model, not a curated record